ACCAGGGCUUUAUAAAAACCCACAACAGAAACAAGCAGAUGGUUGAAUGAAAAGUUAAUAGCUUUUGGUAACCUACCUCCACUGUAGAGGGAACUCUUUUUGGAGAAAAAGGUCUUGUUUUCUGAAGCGACCUUAAGAGUGGGAGUGUGUUUUUUGCAAGGUUUAGUCUUACUACAUAUUUUCUAUGGCUAUGGCAUCGCUCACAUCUUCCAGCCGCAGAUCCUCCUCAUCGUACCGCUCAUCAUCACGUUACAGCACUUCCAGCUCCUACCGGUCAGAAGGAUCACUGGGUGCAUCAUCCGAUUCUCUCGACACCCUCUUUGAGCCUUUCCUUGACUCUGCAGAUCAUUCCGGUCUGUUUGGAAAUGAGGGCCCCGGGGGACCCAACUGUCCUGUCCCUUUUAGCAGGCACAGCAGAUCCUCCUAUGGACACACUGCUCCCGUAGGUGGCGCUGUUACGGGCCGGCAAACCAGUACAGGCAGUGGUGUGCGAUGCCUGGGAGACAGCUACUACACGUCAGUCGACGUGAGCCAGUUUGAGCCUCACGACGUGGUGGUGAUGGCCUACAACCACCACGUCGUCAUUCACGCCCAGAAGGUCAUGGAUGAUGGAAGUGUCAGUGACACCUUCACCCAUAAGUCUCUGUUCCCAGAAGAUAUGGACCCCCUGUCAGUCAGUGGGACACUUAACCCCGACGGUACGCUGGUGGUCAGUGUUCGCCGGACCCCAGCGCUGGGCGGCCUGGAGACAGUGGGUGUCCCCACCUACCGCAGUGAGGUUCACCUCUGAUCUAGUGCUUCUCAUGGUAUCUCAACUACUGUUGUUUUAAAAAGAUUUUUUUUGUCUAGUGGUGCAGUCAGUGUGGUGCAAUUACCCAUAAAUACAAUGCUGGCAUUAGAUGAAAAACUACAUGAAGUCUGUGGAUAACUGCUUUGCUUCUUGAUCAGUGGUAACAUGUCCUUAAAAUAUCUGCUCAGGUUACAAUAAAAUAUUUAUAUUAAGGACAAUAACCGAUUAGCGUUUUUUUUUUUUUGUGAGAGAGAUUAUGAUGACAGGUCUAGACUAGUAAAUAUUCUCUUGACAAACGAUUUUUGCUGUAAAUGUUUGUAAGAAUUGUAAGAAUAUGAUUCACAUUUCCAUCAAAUAUCACUGGAAGGUUUGGCUCCAGGGACUCACAUCCAAGAACUUUGCGAGAAACUUCAAGGGUUUUCAGCUCAUUUUGGUGAAUUAGCUGUAAAUGUUCCCCAGAGGAUGAAGGCCCACUUCAAAUCUUUUCUCUAGCAUGAUCAGUGCGAGCUUUUGAAUUGUGUUGUGUCCCUGGGAUGUUUAGCUCCAGGGACUUCUAGCUAGGAUUUUUUUUAUUUUUUACAAAGAACUAGAAGGUUCUUUCAGCCCUUUGUUAUUUUCCCUGUGAUGUUUACGUAGAUGAGUCACUUUGACCUUUCAAAACUAAACAGCUGUUCAGCUACGUCAUGUUUGCUCAACACAAAAUGAUGAUGACUGUAAUGAAAUUUUAAAGUAAAUUUCCUUCGUAGCAGAAUGCCCUCAAAAAAUAUCCGGCAGGAUGGCCUGCUCCACAUAAAUAAACAUCAUAAAUGCUUAACGAGGCUUGGACAUACUGUUGUUGGUUUUCCUGAUGUUAUGUUGAAGCACAAUGAACAAAAAUAAAACUGAAAUGCUGACGCAAACCCUGA
Mugil cephalus (flathead mullet) is the source of this 1695-nucleotide messenger RNA. Its product is annotated as heat shock protein beta-7-like. The coding region runs from base 185 to 790 and encodes 201 amino acids. Lineage: Eukaryota; Metazoa; Chordata; Actinopteri; Mugiliformes; Mugilidae. The record is from RefSeq and is a predicted model, not a curated record. The transcript is spliced from 3 exons.